This is a messenger RNA of Lytechinus pictus (painted urchin), 6301 nucleotides long. RefSeq names its product serologically defined colon cancer antigen 8 homolog. Lineage: Eukaryota; Metazoa; Echinodermata; Echinoidea; Temnopleuroida; Toxopneustidae. Gene Ontology annotation, biological process: centrosome cycle; establishment of cell polarity; tube formation. The transcript is spliced from 17 exons. The record is from RefSeq and is a predicted model, not a curated record. Gene Ontology annotation, cellular component: centriole; centrosome. The coding region runs from base 118 to 2487 and encodes 789 amino acids.
GUGUGUUGCUGCCCUCUACGUUCGUUGGUCGACAGUAAUUGAUCGGCAACUUCAUCUAAGGUCAAUAUUGGAGGAGAGGCAGUUUUAAAAAUUUCGAUCUUAGUUUUACUUUCCAUCAUGGAUGAUGAUUUAGGAUUCACCCUUGCCUUAUCAGGAAGAGGAUUAAGGGGGAGGGCAUCAGACUCGAUUAAUGAGCUAAGGGCAACACUUAACAGUAGUCCAAGGAGGCGUACUUUAGGUAGUCACCUACCCACACCUAGACACUCAUCCUCCAGCCUUUCCAAGAGCACCUCCAGAAGAUUGCAACACAGGAGUUUGUCUUCACCAAGGGAUCUUGAGCCAGGAAGUCUUCAAAACACAAGGUUAUCUGAUAAUAGAGCACUUGACAACUACAACAAUGCUGUAGACAGGCUCAGAACUCUACUUCUAAGCAAUAGUAAUCAAGCAAGUACAUUGCCUGGUAGAGGUCGAAGGUCAUCGGAAGUUUUCUCUCAGAAUGGCCAGCAUGAGGCUCCCUUUGCAAUGGAGGAUACCUACACCUACAAACAGUCCCCUAGACUUCCAUUAACAACCAGCGUGUCUAAAGUGCACACUGAGCCCAACUCGCAACAGCUGCUACAGAUUAUCAACAGCCAAAGUGCAUACAUUCAACAGUUAGAGGGAGAGAAUAAGUACUGCAGGGAGGAGCUCCAUGGUCUAAAAGGAAGGACAGAGGCGAUUGUAGCAGAGAAUGUCAAACUGAAUGACGAGAUGAAAGAUAUGCUCAUUAAAACAGCUCUGGAAGAUAGUCCAUUUAGACAGGAUGAACAGCCAUCCUCAAUGCAAGGUAACCAAGAAAGACGUUCUAACCAGAGACAACAUCCUCAAGCUCCGGAUAGACUCAUGUUUGCCCAAUGGAGUGAAGAUCUUGAAAAACUGAAGAAAAUGCAUAGUAUGCGAGUAAAGAGAUUGGAAGACCAAUUAGCUUCAACAAAAUCUGAGUUGGUAAACUAUGAGAAGCAGUGCAAUGAUUUGAAGGUGAAGCUAAGGAUGGCUGAAUCAGUAAACCUUCUCUCAAGGAAAGACAGUCAUAUCAAAGAUGGUCUCUGUGUACGCUGUGCUCAAGAAGAGGCUGUUAUGACCAUCCCCAGUCAGCCUGCGAAUAGUACUACCAUUCACAGGAUAACAGAGGAGAGGGAUGAUUUGGUGAGUCGUCUCACUGCUAACCAGGCAGCAAAAGAAGAAGCAGAAGUGAGGGAAGCUGAAGCUUAUAAUCAGGUGCAGCAAAGCAUUCAACUCGUAGAACAAGCUCAGUUAGAGAGAACAGAGGCCUUAGUACAGACAGAGCAAGCUAAGGAAGACAUUGUCAGACUUCAAAGCAGAAUGGCUGACAUGGUAACAGAACAACAAGAGAAACUACAUCUUGAAAGAGAGGCAACUAGGAGAGAGAGUCAAGAAGAAAUUGCACAGCUCAAUCAUAAAGUUGGUAAGCUAUCUGAAGAAUUAUCUGCAAUGACCAAUCAGCUAGAGAGAGUGACCAGAGAGAAGGUAGAUAUAACAUCAGAGCUGGAUCAAGCUAAGAUGCAAAUCAUGCAACAUGAGGUACAAAUCACAAAGGUAUCUGAGGACACACGAGUGUCAGCUACUACAGCUAAGGUACAGAGGGAUGAGGCAAUGAGACAAUUAGAGAGACUCAGAGCAUCCAUGGAAUCAGAACUAAGAAGUGCAAAACAGGAGAAAUCUCGGGUGAAGAAUGACUUAUCAGAUGUAAGAAGGAGACUCCAGCAGGCUGAGAAGGAUGCCUCCUCAUCACGGGAGGAGUGCAUCCGUUUGGUAGAGAAACUCAAUGCUGCUGAGAGAGAGGCAAGUAUUUUACGUUUGUCUCAUGAGAGUGUUGAGAAGGGUAACAAAGACGCUCUGAGGAUGGUAAGACACCGAGCAGAGAAGAAGGAGCAAGACCUCAAACAAACUAUACAUGACAUGGAAGCCAAGCAUAGUUUAGCUGUGAAUGAACUAGAGAACAUGUUAUCAGAUCAACAAGCCUUGAUCACAAAGCUUAGAGGAGAGGGUAGAAUCCUUACUGAGAAGUUAGAGAGUGGAACUAACAAGUAUAGAUCAGAGCUUCGUCAACUGAGGCAGGUGAAUGGUGAGCUUGUGGCCCGAUCAGAGCGCCUCUCCCAGCAGCAUAAUGAUAUGGAGAUACAGUGUGUAGAGCAUGGUAAACUACAUCAUAGAAUGAAAACCCGUCUCCAGCAGAUGGAAGAACAGAAUAACAAAAAUGCUAAACAGAUCUUUGAGCUCCUUCAGAAGCAGACCAGCUUGAUGCAGGAACGACAGGUCCUCAGUAAGGAGGUAGAGUUCUUGAGAAGCCAUGGCAUCACCAAUGCACCAUCAGACCUGAACAGGAGUGAAACCAACUGGUUGAACAGUGAUGUAGAUAAACUCAAGAGAUCGGCUGGAUCAUAUGGCAAGGAGGCUAUGGUACCAAGUCAUGAUCAGGACAGGUAGCAUACAUCAUUUUUCUUUUAAGUAUUGAUGAAAGGAACGUUUCUUAAAAUAUUCAAAAUCACAUGCAAUUGAAAUCAAGAAAGUGCACAUGCAUAUUUUUUCACUAUAAAAUAUUAUAACUUAGACACUGUUCUCACUACUGUUCUAAAACUAGUUUAACGUGAAAUGAGAACGGUGGAAGCGGUCUUGGAAGCGAUCUUCCAAACCGGUUCAGAAAACCACCUUGUGAUGUAGUUUUGAAGAUCGCUUUGCCUCGUUAAACUGGUUUUAGCGUGAGGACACAACUGUUCUUCAGGAAGCAAUCAUCUCACAUUUCGAGCGCGCGACUCCACACACUGUAUGUGGAAUGAUUACGCUGCAGUUUCAAAUUUUGCGCUAAACAUGUCACUCCACCGAGAGUGCCUUGAGCACCUAGCAAGGUGGAUACGUGCGCUAUACAAAUCCUAUAUUAUUUAUUUAUUUAUUUCCCAUAGCAGCAAGACUGCUUUACGUGAAGUGGUUUUGAAAACCACUUUCAGGUGAUCAAAUGGGAACACUAGCAAAGCAAUCUUCCAAACUGGUUUCCAGUAUACCAGUUUGGAACAAAGUAUAAUGAAAACAAUGUCAAAUUCACAUUAAUAGAUUAUCCCCUCCCUCCCCCCCCCAAAAAAAAAAAAGAACGAGGAAACAGGGAUAUACUAAAUUAGUCUUUAACAAGAACCAUCAUCCUGUAUUGUAAUAGCUUCAUGAACAAUAAAUUUACUUGGGUUGAUAUAGUCUGAGUUUAAUGUUUUUCAUGUAGUAAGUUAAUGAUUUUGUACUGAUUAAUUGCUUUUGUCACUUAAUCCAUUUUAUAUUUUAAUCUAUAUUUCAUUCAGAGAUAAAGUUAAUAUAUUAAGAGUGUAGACCAUUAUUUAGAAAAGAAAAUUAUUCAACCCUGGUCCUAAAUUAAUUGAUUUUGUAAGUAAAUUAUGUAACACAAACCUGAUGUUUAUGUGAAAACUAAUGAAGACAUAUGAAGACUUUUUAGUUCCUAUUUACAAGUUUGAAUGGUUUUUAAUCAAAUAAAAUUACAAUCAUUGGCAAAUAAUUGAAUUUAAAAAAGUUAUGGUAGAUCCAUCAUGCAUUUGUAUUUUAGUUUAAUCUUAGACCUAGCUAUGUGCAUCAUGAUGGUAUGAUAUUUGUUUAAUACACAAAGUAUCAUAUUAUUUUUAAAUUUACUCUCCCACUGCAUUCUGAAAUAGUAGUUUCUAUAAUUCUGCCUUGAUAUAAACAGUAAUUGCAUAAACAACCACUUAAUUAUAUGCCUUAAAAUGAGAGAACAUUAUUUUUCACACAUUACUUUAUAUCAAAAUCUUACAAGCUUAUGCAGUUGGAAAAAGAACUUCAUAAAUAUGCAUGGCAAAAUGUUGCAUAAGUUACAGCAAUACAUAUUUUAACCGUCCAUUUUUAUCAAUUUUUUAUAUUGAUGCUCUAUUGGAGCUAUGGUUUUAAGAAGGUAGCAAACAGUCAUAUAACUUGUGUGUGAAGUAUGGACAUUCAUUUCUUAUUUCUAAUUAAUUAACAUUCCUUUCAUUUGUCUUUUCUUAGUGUAUGUCAUUUAUAUACAUUUUAUUUUUAUUUUACCUGAAAUAUCAAUUUCCACCCUGUCAAAAAAAUUGCAAAUUGGUUGAUUGUUAGUAAUUUGUGAGUUGUUGAAGUUAUCAAAAUGUCAUGUGGACAUGCAAAUAUCAUGCAUGAGGUGAAAGAAAAUAUAAAGCCUAAAGGGCAAUUUCAUAUGAGAAAAAUUAUAGUCCAGAGUAAAUCCAUUCAUGGAUUAAAAAUCAACAUUUCUGAAAAUAGGUGUCAUGACAUGAUAAUCAUUAUUGGCAUGUUCAACUUUAUUUGGAAAAAUUCUCAGAAAAUGGUUCAAAUUUCUAGUAAGUACAUUUAAAUGGGUUAAUUUCAUUGAUAUUGAAAGUGAUUGCUCAUUUUUAUAAAAUGUACAACAUGGUUAAAUUUCAUUAUUGAUAUUGAAUAUUGUUGAAACAAAAGAUUUGGGGGGAAAUAACAGACAUAUUUUCCUCGAAUUAACUGCUAUAGUGGUUUAAGAGAGGCAAAACACAGAACAUGAACUGUGAACACAAACUCAAAUAAUAUUUGUAUCUGAAUUAAAUUUCCCAUGUGGAAUUUCCUAGAUGGUAUGACAUUUCUUUACACAGUACUCUAGUUGAUUCUUCUUGUACCUCAGUCAGUAUAAAACACCUUCCAGUAUUUUAGAUUAAACAAAUUAUUCCAUGUAUGUUCUAAUCAAUGUAUCUGUGUGUAUUGAGUGUCUGUAAGAAAUAAUCUUUUUAUUUUCAUAUUUUUUGUUGUACUUUAUUAUAUUUGAUUGUACUAACUAAUUGAAAGUAUUUAACUCUUUAUGCCAGUUGUAAAAAUUGUGUAUUGUGACGAAUUAAUAUACAGUGCGUCCCACAAAAAGGAAACCCGUUUUCAGAGAUAGAUUUCACAAGUAUUAAAUAUGUUUUUACUAUAAAUUUGAUACCCAUGGCAAGAGUGGAAUCUCAUCUCUAAUUUGAAACCAACAGCUUAGCAAAUUGUUCAUGCGUGGCAGAUUACAAACAAUAAAUACUGAGGCAUAUCAAAAAUGAUUUGUGCAGAACUCAUUUGUGAAUCUGAAUCCUUUCUCAUUUCAGGGAUCAGUGAGAGAAUCUUAUCAAAGAAUACACAAGAAAUGCUAAUGAGCCAAUAGUUGAAUAAGCACGUUGUCAUAUCAUGAACCAAUCUUGUCUAAUAUUUCUGGGCAACCUGGUUUUGACAUUAAAAUUUCAAACUUGUUUUGCUCAUUAAUGCGUGAAGUGUUCGUCUCAUAUAAGGUAUCAAAAUAAAGAGUAAUAAUUGAAUUAUAUGAUUAUAUAAAUUAAAUAUCAUAAUUCAUUUGCCUUUGAAAAAAAAAAAAGACUUGGGAAUCACGGUUUCCUUAUUUCUGGGAUGCACUGUAUAGUUGUAAAUGUCUGAUGUGUUUGGUUCUGUAUGCAAAUUUUAUUCAAAGUUUCAGUUCUACCUUACAUCAAAUUUUAGGCCUGGAAAUCGUUAUGAAUAUGAAUCCAAUUGAAUUGUUUUAUUCAGUUUGGAAGUACAUUGCAACAUUGGUUUUCUGGGGAUGGCAGACAGUGUUAUUUAGUUUCAUUCUUUUAUUUGUGUGUGAAUUCAGAACUAUAAUCAUGUUUUCUUGAAUAAAGCCACCAGUCAUUUAUAGUUAUUCAAAUGCCAUAAUACUAUGAAUCCUGCAACAACAACAAAAUACAAUAAAAUUUAAGGUAUUGGGGGUAUUUUUUGAAUUGGCAUCAUAACUUACAAAGCUUAUUGAUCUAGUUCAUGAAACUUAGAUAUAAGGGUUAUCAGGGUAUGAAUGAUUAUUUUCACAAUUCUAGGUGACUUGAUCAAGGUCAAAUGUUCAUUUUAGGUCAAUGGACAUAGUAUUUCACUAUCAUAUGAUUUUUUUAAAAUAAUUAUUCAAUAAUUGUUUUAAAAGUGAGCAAUGCUGCUAUAUUGAAUUGCGUAAUGCAGGUGAGACUGCCAGUGGCAUGCCACUUGUUUUUAUUUGAAUUUGGUGGGGGAGGGUGAUUCGCUUUGCCAGGCAUAUCUUAAAAAAUAUCACAUUUCACAAAGCAAUAAUGAAAACAUUUGUGGUACAGUAUAUUCAAUGAUGUAGUAAUAAUUUUUACAGAAAUUUUAUACUUUUGUUCUCGUACAUUACUGUACUUUUUAUCAAAUGCAUUUAACAUUUUUUGUAGCAAUAAUAUUUUUUAAAUGUAUGUUUAAAUAAAAAAAAACAAAUUGGAUACUAAUA